Messenger RNA from Parnassius mnemosyne (clouded apollo), 2572 nucleotides. The record is from the annotation of a GenBank genome assembly. Lineage: Eukaryota; Metazoa; Arthropoda; Insecta; Lepidoptera; Papilionidae.
ACUUAAUUCAAGUCGAUACGCUUGUAACGCAGAGUAUAUAGUUAUUUGGUACAUUGGUAACGGUAUUUCUCUGGCAUUUGUUUCUCAACGAACUGACCAAUUUGUUUUUGUUGUUUUGUGUGUGAGACACGUCGAAGUUGUUUUUGUUUUCGAAAGCAGUAUGGGUCGAAAGAAAACAAAUACCGUGUAUCGCUACUUUGAAUUACACGAAGAUGGGACGUCUACGUGUACAAUGCCUGAAUGCGGAAAAACUUUCAAGACGCACCACGGCGCGAAUUUGCUGAAACAUUUAAAACGUAUUCACGAAGAGGAAUACACAAAAGUCGUGGAUCUUAAUAGAAGCCAAGAAGAGAACACUGCCAUUGAGCUCCAAAAUUGUACAAAUUCUGAAAUAGUACUAAGAGAAUGCACCAACUUAGUGGUAGUUCACGGGCGUCCUUUUUCAUUGAUGAAUGACACGGCUUUUCAAAAUUUAAUAUCAUUGAUACCAAAUAGUGAAGCGACAGUCAAUGCACAAGCUAUAAAAGACAAUGUAAAAUUAACAGCAUCAAACAUUAGAGAUGAGCUUGUCAACGCAUUGCAAGGUAAAAUUUUAUCCUUAAAGAUUGAUAUUAUAUUUCAUGCAACCAGAAGUUUUAUGGGUAUUAACUGCCAAUAUAUAGAAGAUGGUCAUAUCAUUUUACAAAAUCUAGGAAUUAUCGAAAUUUUUCAACGUUACAGCUCGGAGUACCUAAAGGAAUUACUGAUUAAUAAUCUUCAUAGAAUUGGCAUAGAUACUGAACAUAAUAAACAAAUUUACAACAUAACAAUAGAUAACGGGACCAAUAUGAUUCAAAUCGUAGACGAAUCUGGCUUGAACAACGACGAUGCAUCUGGUGAUAUACCGACUGAUUCACAUUUAUGCAACACCUGUGAGUCUGAUUUAGAUAUGGAGUACAAUAUUGAGUUGGAAGGGACUGAAAAUAUUAUUGAUGAGUUAUCAGACGUACUAAGAGUGCGAUUUCAAAAUCACGUGGAAAAGCCUGAAAGGGGUGUUGAAUUUGUUAGAUGCGCAGUACACAUACUUCAAUUAGCGAUACAAGAUGCCGUUAACGACGCAGCUAUUGGUAACAUGAUUUGCAGUUGUAAAGAGGUUGUGCGACGUCUAAGGACACCACAAUUUGUCAGACUUAUAAAAGAAAACGAAAAAAAAUUACCAAAAUUGAAUUUCGGCACCAGUUGGCUCUCAAAAGUCUACAUGUUGAAGAGUUUAUUGUCACUGAAAGAAAUAUGUGCAAUGGAUGCCCGCUUACAUCUACCUGAUUCAAUUUGGGACGGCGUAGAAGAUUUUUUAAAGUCUAUAACACCUGUAAAAUAUUUAACAAAAAAACUGCAAGAUGAACUAUUGACAGUUGGCGAUUUCUAUAUUGAAUGGAUGAUGUGUAUAUUUAAGCUUACCAAAAUUAAUACAAUAAUGUCUUCAAAUUUAAUAGCUAAAAUGAAAGAAAGGGAAAAAACAUUGUUUGAAAAUGAUGUAUUUUUAAAUGCAAUAUUUUUGGAUCCACGGGUAAACUCAAUUUUGACAUUGGAUCAACAGAAACAAGCAAAAGAAAAUUUAACUAAUCUUUACAUUCGAUAUUUCCUUAAAGGAUAUUUCGGACAUGAAUAUAAACAAGAUGUAACAAAUACCUUAAUUCCGACCAUAGACAAAAAAUACGAAAUAUCUGAAGCCAGAGGCGAACUAGAUUAUUUUUUGAAUAAGAACUAUAUUAAUCGUCACGUCGAAAUGAUGAAACAACGAAGUGACACAUAUGCCGAUAUGUUAGACAACUUGCAGCAAUCCAUGACUUUAUUUUUAGCAGAACCAUUACUCAAAUCUACAGAAAAUGUGUUAUCGUACUGGGAAAAAGCUCGCGUGAGGUUUCCCUUUUUAUAUAGGUUAUCAUCUAUCGUACUUGCUGCACCAAUCACGCAAGUAAGCGUUGAGAGGUUAUUUUCCUCUGUUAAGUUUGUACUUUCAAACUAUAGGUUAUCUAUGAAGGACGAUGUGAUUGAGGAUUUAUUGUUUAUCCGUAAUACUAGUGUUUUAAGUAAAAAAGAAGCUUAAAGACUGAUAUUUUUUACAUUGUGCUAAUAACUAAGCAAUAAAAUUAUGUACUUAAAUACAAAAUCAACAUGCAGUUUAAGUUCUGUAAAGUCUUCCGACAGCAUCAACCGGAUUCCAAAGUAGGCUUCACGACGAAGUCUAGUUGUAAUUUUGCAACCUAAUAAUAAUAUCGCAUAAUAAUUAACAACGGGUAAUAGUCACUACCCACAAUAGGACGUUGGAACAAAUUUGGUCCAUCAGAUUUCUUACCGACCCGAUCGCACAAGAUGAUACAUUAUUGUGUCGAACAGACUUGGUCUGACAGGCCAGAACUCUUAGACCGUUGCAUCGUGUGUACUCAUCAUAGCUUUCACGUUAUCUCGGAUUUGUAAUACAAUGUUAAAAUAGUAGUAAGUGUUAAUAAAAUCACAAAAUUUUAUUUAAUUCUUAACUGAUGUCAAAAAUUUUAGACUAGAAGCUUUAGCUGUUAAUAAAUAAUUAGUACAC